UUCCUCGGGAGCAAGGGCGUCCAUCCACACACACACACACACAGAGAAAAGAGCGUCCAUCCCCACCGUAGCAGCCAGCAUGGCAGGGCGGCUUGCUACCGUGCCAGAGGAGAGCGCCGACGGCUCCACGGCUGCCUAUCCGCCGCGCGGCCUCUACCUCGACCUUAUCCGGAGCAUCGCCGUGUCCGGAGCGCAGAUAAGAUCGACUCUCUUCUCCCACUCCGGUGAAAGCGGAUCCAGCUACUCCAGCGGCUCACGGACCUCGGGCUCUUAUCCGUCGCACGACUCUGGAUGCUCCUCCGGUUCGAACUCUGGCUGCUCCGCCGGCGCGGUGGACUUUGGCACCAACGAGCUCACCAAGAUUGCUCAAAGAAUGGUCAGCGACGGCUACACCCAGCGCAUCAUCAAAGCCUUCAAAUACGAUAGCGAUCGUGCCCUUGAAGCUUGGUUUGUUGAGCUCGACGUCGACUGGGUUCUCCAACGCCGCGAGGGCCAUACCUCACGGCAGCAGCUCCAGUUAGAAGACAAGUCCGCGUGGUCGCUCCAAGAAUUGGUCAACAAGUGGAUCCGAGCUCUCACUGUAAUUGUCAUGAGCAUCAAGGAGCUGGUCGAAUCCGUCGGCGAGGAGUCAACGGUUGCUGCCGUUGCACGGUUUGGACAAGCGAGCAUCUCAGCAAUGCUUGUCUUUGUCGACACCGUCGUUGAUGUUUAUGAGGUGGAGAAGCUACAGGCUGUGCUACACACAUAUAUCUGUGUCUCUAGUGCAUCAUACGACAUAUUUAGGAUAUACGUGAUCUCUCCAAAAGUCCAAAGCAUUUUCAAGGAUAUAUGUGGCUCGUUGGACAGAGAAUCGAACAAAUUAAUUGGUGCCAUAUCCACCAUGAUGAAGGGGGCGGGGAUGUUACUGGAGGAUAAUGACGACCUGUGGGCUAUGGAGGGAGAGAUUCUGCGAGGAGGAGAUGUUCACAGGAACAUUCAGUGGUUGGUGGAUUACAUAGUGUUGAUGAAGAAAGCACGGGAUUCUACGCAGAAGUCCGCACAGUGCCACAACAGCGAAAAACUUGGCGAAGUCAUAUCCGACUCAGUUGAUUAUUUGAAGGAUCUGCUUCAGAGAAAAUCGGAGCUAUGCUCGGAUCCAAGCCUCAGGUACUUGUUCCUGCUCAACAAUUCUUAUUUCAUAGCGCAGAUGUCUGAGCCAUCGACAUUGUUAGAUAUCGAGCUGUUGUCUGUACACCACUGGGGACUUAAACAUAUGCCUGAAUGUCAGAAGCACAUGGAUAGUUAUCUCGAGGUUUCUUGGGGACAUGUGGUGUCCUGCAUAUCGACAUCAAAUUUCCGUGGACUGCUCCGCCGUUGGAUCAACACAUCUUCACUGGCUAAAUUCCAGUCAGCAUUUCAUAAAACAUACCAGGCUCAGAAGUUCUGGAAGGUUCCGGACCCUCAACUCCGAUCCUUGCUACGGGAAACUAUCACCAAGAGAGUCAUUCCAGGUUACCGUGACUACCUGAAAGGGCAUCCGGAACUAGAGAAACAGGUUAGUGGCGGAAGCAGCAGUCCCGACGAGCUGGAGGAGAUGCUGGGAGAGCUAUUUGAAGGAUGAAAACAGCUUAUGCAUGGAAUGGGGUUCACCCAGCAAAUAAGACUCGAGUUUGUGUUUCAUCGGUUGUAGUUAGAUUUAUUUUUCCUU
This is a messenger RNA of Lolium rigidum, 1687 nucleotides long. RefSeq names its product exocyst complex component EXO70B2-like. Bases 80 to 1600 code for a protein of 506 amino acids. The record is from RefSeq and is a predicted model, not a curated record. Gene Ontology annotation, cellular component: exocyst. Gene Ontology annotation, molecular function: phosphatidylinositol-4,5-bisphosphate binding. Gene Ontology annotation, biological process: exocytosis. The transcript has 3 exons. NCBI's taxonomy places the organism in Eukaryota, Viridiplantae, Streptophyta, Magnoliopsida, Poales, Poaceae.